AUUAUUAAAUAAUAAUAAUUGUGCAGCAGACUCUUAUUUUGAAGCGACCGUGUUGUUGCGGAAGUGAAGCGGAAACGAAGAACAACAACUUCCGGUCCUCUUUGUGUUUUCCAACGGCUCCGACUUCAGAGCGAGCUCCGCGGGGAACGUCGGGUUCGGAUCCGGGUUCUGUGGGUUUUUUUUUUUCGCCGGGUCCGUGUUCGAGGUUGUCCGGGUCUCGUCGCCAUGUCGGUCCUCAGUAGCCGGGCCCUCCAGGACCAGCUGUCCAUCAUCAUGGCCGCUCUGACCAAGGCGGCCGUGGCGGAGAUCUGCGAGCUGGUGGACGAGGGCUACGCGGUGCUGCAGAUGGAGAUCAGCCGCAGCCACAAGGAGAACCAGGACCUGAGGAAGAAGCUGCACCUCAUCGAGUCCAUCGUCGUCCGCGGGGAGAGGGCGGCGACGACGGCGGCGGCGUCGGUGGAGGAGGAGGAGGAGGAGGCGGCGGCGGCGGAGGAGGCGGCGGCGGCGAUGACCGAGGAGGCUGCGCCUCAGCCGCCGGGAACGGUGGAGCCGCAGCGGGACGGGAGCGGGCAGGAAGCCGCUGGUGGAGCCGCGGAGGUGGAGUUUCCAGACGUGGUUCUGAUCAAAGACGAAGACUCGGACAACGAGGAACCUGCUAAGACUCCGUCUGACGGAGCUUCAGUCCAGGACGGGGUCCGGUCUCGGCGGAUGAAGAGACGUUGGCCGGGAAAUGAAGACCCAGAGAAGUCGUCCCCGUCCGAGCAGCUCGUCCAGAAAACGUCCACGAAGAAGACGGCGUCCCUCUACAGCCUGGACUCGCCCGGCAGCGAGCCGGGCCGGCCCGUCCAGAUCCGGGACGAGGCGGAGGCCGGAGACUCGGUCUGCUCCUACUCGUCCCAGGUGGACCCGGACGUCCAGCUGGUCCAGGAGUGUCCUCUGGUCCCCCCGGGCUCCGCCAGGUCCAUGUUCUUCAGCGGCGGCGCCCUGAUCGAGUCCCCGUCCACCAGGGCGGAGCUGGACCUGGGCCUGGACCCGUCCUGGUCCACGCAGACCAAAGCCCAGACGUCCUUCGCUCAGUUCCACCAGAGCGAGAACGCGGAGGCGUUCGGGCUGAAGCUCGUCAGCGUCUCGGGUUCGGCGCCCGCGGACUGCGGGGACGCGUCCGAGGGCGGCGGCGCCGCCGCCUUCGACUUCGAGGACGGCGACGUGGUCAUGAACUUGGCCCUGUACCGGGAGCAGUCCGGGGGCCGGGGCGGCGCCGGCGCCGGGGGCGGGUUCCCCCGGGGGAAGCGCUUCAUCUGCUCCGUCUGCAACCGGACGUACGCCACCACCCAGAACCUGGAGGUGCACAUGCGCAUCCACACGGGCGAGAGGCCCUUCAGCUGCAGCCAGUGCGGGAAGAAGUUCACGCAGUCGGCGCAUCUCAAGUCGCACAUGAGCAUCCACACGGGAGAGAGACCGUACUCCUGCGCCGUCUGCGCCCGCAGCUUCAUCGUCAAAUACAGCCUCAAGCUGCACAUGAAGAAGUGUCACCCCAACGUCCUGUGAGCAGCUUCCUGUUACCGUCGGGUCCAUCACUGAGCGCUAAAAAACAGAUACGGGCUGAAAAAAAAACAACAUUCUGUCUCAUACUGACCAGUUAGAGUCAAAUAAACUACAGAUUUAAGUAGGAAGUUGUGGAGGAAACUACAAUUUUCAUCUUGGAGAUAAAAAAAAAACUGUUAUCAAGAUGAAAUGUGAAAGAGACAAUUACGGUUUCGUUUAUUUCCACAUGUUUAAACUGUGUCUGUGACCAGAUACCGUAAUAACUGUAGUCUGCGUGCAAAUUCUUUUUUUUUCUUCCCCUCAUUCAUUAAAAACGCUAAAAUUUGGGGACAUUUUUUUUGGACUGUCCCCAUAAAUCUGUGACAUCUGGUUUCCCUAAUUUUACCGGAGGAUGUGGCUGCUGCUCGUGACUCGUGGUGGAAUAAAUCUGUCGUGUUUCUAUCUUUAGCCGCGUUUCAGCCACAGACGAAGUGGUAAAUUCCCGUCGUGGGGGGUUUGUGUUUUUGGCCGUGAAUCGUGUAAUAAGAUAAGUUAUUACCCGGCUCUGUUCCUCAUUAGUGAAGCUCUUAAAAGUUUUACAUUUUGAAUGAGUAGAAAUAAAUAAACAUAUAAACACAAUAUUAGGGAUAAUUACUACAAACAGUUAAAAAGCUCCUAGAGGUUUUCUCCUCCUGAAAAACCUCUAAUGCAGCAGGUUUUAAAUCAGCUUAUUCAGCCUCAACAGAGUUAGAAAAGGUUUAAAUGUUAAAAGGACGAAGCGUCUUUAAAAGGACUUUGUCCCUUUCUGUAAACGGCUCCAGUGCAUUUAUUUACUAAACCCCAGGACCAGUUCUUGGUCGUCUAAGUCUUUGGCUGGAUACCUACAUACACUUUAAAUAAAAAACAAACCCCUCACAUCUAUUCCUGAUUCACCUUCAUAGCAUUUCUAAUAUAUAUAUAUAUAUUUUUGUUAUCUAUGACAUUUUGUAUGAAAAACUGUAUCAUGUUGGGGCCAAUGUCCACAUUCAAUCACAAAACGUGAAAUAAAUAUGUUAAUCACAUAUUUAAAAACAUCAAACAAAGAUAAUAGGAGGGUUAAAAAAGGAAAACGUUUAACAUUUUGUCUAAUAUUUAUUUUUCUUACCUGUUUUUUUUUUCUUUUUAUUCUUGAUGUCCGACGUCUCAGAUGUGAAGUUUUUCUGUUCAUUUUAAACUAAAAGGUUUUUGUCAGACUUUACUGUUUUCAAAGUAAAAAUAAAGCUAAUCUCCUUCUGUCAGUGAAGGUUUCCAGUCGUACAGUUCACACUAAUCAGAUCCUACAGAAAAGCACCUGGACUUAAAGAAACUACGAGGCCGGUGCAUUUCUGGAAGAUUUGUCUCGUUCUCCGCUGUUAAAGUUCACGUCAUAGACGAGUUCAGUGUAUCAAAGGUUUUAUCAUGUGUCAGUUUUUGUAAAUAAAUUGACCAAUAAAAUUAUUUUGUGUU
Mugil cephalus (flathead mullet) is the source of this 3009-nucleotide messenger RNA. RefSeq names its product protein sister of odd and bowel-like. Gene Ontology annotation, molecular function: DNA-binding transcription factor activity, RNA polymerase II-specific; RNA polymerase II cis-regulatory region sequence-specific DNA binding. The transcript is spliced from 3 exons. Gene Ontology annotation, biological process: regulation of transcription by RNA polymerase II. The record is from RefSeq and is a predicted model, not a curated record. NCBI's taxonomy places the organism in Eukaryota, Metazoa, Chordata, Actinopteri, Mugiliformes, Mugilidae. Bases 226 to 1548 code for a protein of 440 amino acids.